AGGCCCGGAGUCCACUCAGGUUACGAGUUCAGGACAGAGGAACUGGGGAAGGAGGCUGCUAGUCUGCAAGGCCUUCGCACAGCUUAGAGGCCCCUGCUGGAACCUUGGCUCCUCCUCAGACUUCUGUGCCUGCUGCGAGCGUCACUGGAUUCAGGGUCUUGGUUGUGAAAGGUCUUCACUCAAGUGUCAUCUCUUUAAAUAGAGGCCUGACCCCUCUAUUUAAAAUGCCACCCAAGCCCAGGACUCCCACCCCCUUCCCUGCUUGAGUUUUCUCCUAAGCACUUAUCACCCUCUGACCUAUCCACUGUCCAUUUUCCCAACUAGAAUGUCAGCUCCUCGAGGGCAGGGAUUUUGUCUGUGUUGGUCACGGCUGUGUCCCCAUUGCCUGCAACAGCUCCUGGCACACAACAGGCUGAGGGAGUGUUUGUUGACUGUGAAUGAGGCAACGUGUGACGAUGGAGACCACAGGACAUGUGCCUGGGUGACGACCAGGACACGUGGGUUAGGACAUAGUGGAACUUGGUACAGGGUGUUGAGUGGACACCUGAGACAUGUUCUGAGUGUCUGCAGGUACACAUGGGAGGCAUGUGUGCCCCCCUCUGAGAGUCUGUGAACCCCAAGAAUGAAGACAAUGGGGACUCGUGUGUGGACCCUACAGCGUCGGGGGUAGGUGGCCACAAGUACACACCCUUUAGUGAGGACACUUGUAGGGGGCCACUUGUGUGAGCUAGGGAACACCUCGGGGCACAGCAGACCUGGGGCAUGUGGGUGUUGGGGGGUGGGGAGGUGUAUAGCACCAGGCCCUGUUUUAGGUGCUAGGGACGCACUUGCUGUUUCCCCUGCCAGGGCCACUCUUCUUCCUCAGACAGCCCCAAGCCUUCCUCCCUCCCUUACCUCCUUCAGGUCUUUGUCCAAAUGUCACCUCCUCCAGGAGGCUUUCCCUCUUCUCAGAUUUCCCCUGCACAGAUCCCCAUGUCUCUCCGCUCUUUAUCUUUAGCACUUAGCGCCACCUAAUACACUUUAUUAAUCUUAUGCUUUAUGUUUUUCCUGGUAGGCAAGGAUUUUGUGUUUUGUUCCCGCCUGUAUUCCCAGCUCCCAGAAUUUAGGGCGGCACACAGUAAGCUCUCAAUGAAUGCUUGUUGAAUGAAUGUAUGAGCCACGGCAGUCCCUCAGGGCUUCUGGAACUCAGUGGAGAGUCCAGGGCGGGAUACCAUUGGGUCGUCUCCAGCCUCGGGCGUUUCUGGACUCGGAGCCACGCAGGUGUAGACACGACUCCACCUGGGAGCAGCUGGGUUUAGCCCAGCCUGAGAUUCAGGGGUCGAGUCUGGGUUCCCGGGUCCCCCCUUCCUUCCUGUUCGUCCUCUGCCUGCAGGUCCGCCAUGUGGGCGCCCAGGCUGCGCACGCUGCAUCUGCUGCUCCUGCUGGGCGCAUCGUGGGCACGGGCAGGUGCCCCGCGCUGCACCUACACCUUCGUGCUACCCCAGCAGAAGUUCACGGGCGCCGUGUGCUGGAGCGGGCCAGCAGCCGCGGGGCCGGUGCGAGAGGCGGUGAACGCCAGCGAGGUGGCGGCGCUGCGCGUGCGCGUGGGCCGUCACGAGGAGCUGCUGCGUGAACUUCAGCGGCUGGCUGCGGCCGACAGCGCCGUGGCCGGCGAUGUGCGCGCGCUGCGCAAGGAGAGCCGCGGCUUGAGCGCGCGCCUGGGCCAGCUGCGCGCGCAGCUACAGCACGAGGCGGACCCAGGAGCCGCGCCCGGCCCGGGAGCCGAGCCCGCCGCCGCACUGGCGUUACUUGGGGAGCGCGUGCUCAACGCGUCGGCCGAGGCGCAGCGCGCCGCUGCCCACUUCCAUCAGCUGGACGUCAAGUUCCGCGAGCUGGCGCAGCUGGUCAGCCAACAGAGUAGCCUCAUCGCCCGCCUGGAGCGCCUGUGUCCAGGGGACUCGGGCGGGCAGCAGCAGGUCCUGCCACCGCCUCUGGUACCUGUGGUUCCGGUCAGUCUGGUGGGUGGCACGAAUGACACCGGCAGGAGGCUAGACCCAGCCCCAGAGCCCCAGAGCCAGCAGGAGCCCUUGGCUUCUUCCAUGCCCACAGGGUACCCUGCUGUCCCCACCAAGCCAGCGGGCCCGUGGCAGGAUUGUGCAGAGGCCCAUUGGGCAGGCCAUGGGCAGAGUGGAGUGUAUGAGCUGCGACUGGGCCGGCAUAUGGUAUUGGCAUGGUGCGAGCAACAGCUGGAAGGUGGAGGCUGGACUGUGAUCCAGAGGCGGCAAGAUGGCUCUGUCAACUUCUUUACUACCUGGCAGCACUAUAAGGUGGGCUUUGGGCAGCCUGAUGGAGAAUAUUGGCUGGGCCUUGAACCCGUGCAUCAGCUGACCAGCCGUGGGGACCAUGAGCUGCUGGUGCUCCUGGAGGAUUGGGGGGGCCGUGGUGCACGUGCCCACUAUGAUGCUUUUUCCCUGGAGCCUGAGAGAGACCACUACCGCCUACGGCUUGGCCAGUACCAUGGAGAUGCAGGAGACUCUCUUUCCUGGCACAAUGACAAGCCUUUCAGCACUGUAGAUAGGGACCGAGACUCCUACUCUGGUAACUGCGCCCUGUACCAGAGGGGAGGCUGGUGGUACCAUGCCUGUGCCCACUCCAACCUCAAUGGUGUGUGGCACCGUGGUGGCCACUAUCGCAGCCGCUACCAGGAUGGUGUCUACUGGGCUGAGUUUCGUGGCGGAGCUUACUCUCUCAAGAAGGCUGCCAUGCUGAUCCGGCCCCUGAGGCUGUGACCAUCUGUCCAUCUGUACCCCAGGUCCCAUGGGAUGUUUGUCAGCAGAAGCCAAAGUUGUCCUGGCCACACCUCCUUCAUGGUUUAGUAUGGGCCAUGUCCCACAGACC
Hipposideros armiger (great roundleaf bat) is the source of this 2877-nucleotide messenger RNA. RefSeq names its product angiopoietin like 6 (gene ANGPTL6). The record is from RefSeq and is a predicted model, not a curated record. Gene Ontology annotation, cellular component: fibrinogen complex. Gene Ontology annotation, molecular function: protein-macromolecule adaptor activity; extracellular matrix structural constituent. The coding region runs from base 1380 to 2768 and encodes 462 amino acids. The transcript has 7 exons. NCBI's taxonomy places the organism in Eukaryota, Metazoa, Chordata, Mammalia, Chiroptera, Hipposideridae. Gene Ontology annotation, biological process: positive regulation of heterotypic cell-cell adhesion; blood coagulation; blood coagulation, common pathway.